Molecule: messenger RNA, 1677 nt
Organism: Rattus rattus (black rat)
Lineage: Eukaryota; Metazoa; Chordata; Mammalia; Rodentia; Muridae
Product: interferon-inducible GTPase 1-like
Exons: 1
Coding region: 1-1245 (414 amino acids)
Biological process (GO): defense response; cellular response to interferon-beta
Cellular component (GO): endoplasmic reticulum membrane
Molecular function (GO): GTP binding; GTPase activity
Source: RefSeq, a predicted model, not a curated record
AUGGGUCAGUUCUUCUCUGAUACAUCUAAGAGUGAAGACAAUGAAGGAGAUUUGGUGUCUAGCUUCAAUGCCUAUUUUAAAAAGAGAAAUACAAAAACCAAAAUUAUUUCUCCGGAAACUAUCCGUUUAAUAGAGUUACACCUGAGCAAAGGAAACAUUCUUGGAGCAAGUGAUUUAAUCAGUGAUGCAUUAAAAAAUAUUGAGAGUAUCCCAAUAAAUAUUGCUGUGACAGGGGAGUCAGGAGCAGGGAAAUCCAGCUUCAUCAAUGCACUGAGAGGGAUUAGACCUGAAGAGGAAGGUGCAGCUGAAGUUGGGGUAGUAGAGACAACUAUGGAGAGAACUCCUUACCAACAUCCCAAAAUUAAAACUUUGACCUUAUGGGACCUGCCUGGUAUUGGAACUCAGAAAUUCCCACCAAAGACUUAUUUGGAGAAAGUGAAAUUCGAAGAAUAUGAUUUCUUCGUUAUUGCUUCUGCCACACGUUUUACAAAACUUGAAUUAGACCUCGCCAAAGCAAUCAGAAUUAUGAAAAAGAAUUACUACUUUGUGAGAACCAAGGUGGAUUUUGAUUUAGAAAAUGAAAAGAGAUCCAAACCACGUACUUUUGACAGAGAAAAGACCCUGGAGAAGAUCCGAGGCUAUUCUGUGAAUACCUUUAGUAACAACAACAUGGAUGUACCACAGAUUUUCUUGAUCUCUAGCUAUAAUUUAUCUGACUAUGAUUUUCCAGUCCUGAUGGAUACCCUGAUUAAGGAUAUCCCUGCUCAAAAGCGCUACAAUUUUAUGCUUUCCCUGCCUGACAUUACAGAAGCCGCCAUUGACAGAAAGCACAAAGCUACGCAGGAGUUUGUCUGGCUAGAAGCCUUCAAAACUGGAGCUUUGGCAACUAUUCCUGCACUGGGCAUCCUCAGGGAUGAUGUGGAGAAGCUAAGGCAGAAGUUAAAGAACUACCGACAACUCUUUGGAGUAGAUGAUGAAUCUCUGGAGUUUAUGGCUAAGGAUUUCCAAGUGCCUGUUGCACAACUGAAAGAAAUACUUAAGUCUCCUCAUUUGUUGAAGACUGACAGAGAGGAAACGUUACAAGACAAGCUAUUGAAAUAUUUAGAGAUAUUUGCAUCAGCUAAUGGUGGGCUCCUUGCUACAGGUCUUUACUUCAGGAAAACUUAUUAUUUACAACUUCAUUUCCUUGACACAGUGGCUGAAGAUGCCAAAGUUCUCCUUCAAUGGAAAUAUUCAAAACACUAGUUCAAAUUCAACUUAUCCACAGCUUCUGACUCUGACAACAUCAAGUGGUCAAUAUCAGGAAGUCACUAAGGAAAUUCCCCCUCUGAUAGCUUUUCUUUACACCCAAUCCACUACCACCAUGGAAAAGCUGAGGAUAAAAACCAUGUGUCUUAAUAUGCCAGAACCUGACAAUCCCCAAUCCUUCUUCAGUUUUUAAUUUCUCUCAUAUCAUUUUCUCUUUACACUACACAUACAUACGUGAAUACAUAUACACAUGCAUACACACGCACAUGCACACACAAAAACAUGCCAGUGAACAUGCAAAUGCAUACACACAAAAGAUACAAUAGGUGUUUUGUAGCCAUUUGCCCCUAAUCAAAACAUCCUAACAAAGUUUCAGGAAGCUGAGGUCUCUAUGCUGAGUACAUAAAACACUUGGCAUGUGUGUUGGUU